Recurvomyces mirabilis is the source of this 1122-nucleotide messenger RNA. Its product is annotated as Molecular chaperone (DnaJ superfamily). Lineage: Eukaryota; Fungi; Ascomycota; Dothideomycetes; Mycosphaerellales; Teratosphaeriaceae. The coding region runs from base 1 to 1122 and encodes 373 amino acids. Gene Ontology annotation, biological process: translational initiation. The transcript has a single exon. Gene Ontology annotation, cellular component: cytosol. Gene Ontology annotation, molecular function: protein-folding chaperone binding. The record is from RefSeq and is a predicted model, not a curated record.
AUGGUAUCCGACACCAAACUCUACGACCGCCUCGGCGUCUCUUCCUCCGCUAGCGCCGAUGACAUCAAAAAGGCCUACCGCAAGAAUGCUCUGAAGAACCACCCAGACAAGAACCCAGCCGGAGCGGAAAAGUUCAAGGAAGCGAGUGAAGCAUACGAGAUCCUUUCCGACCCGGAGAAACGACGGAACUACGAUAAUUAUGGCUACGACUUUAUUACUGGCAAGGCUGGGCCAGCCCCGUCAGCAGAGGACAUGGGAGGGAAUCCCUUCGCAGGAGGUGCUGCGGGAGGAAUGCCCGGUGGAUUCGGGUUCGGUGGACAGUCUGGAGGAACGAGAACGGCACAUUUCAGUUUCGGUGGGGGUGGAGGUAGUGGAGGUUUCGGCGGCUUCAGCGACCCAAACGAUAUCUUCCGCGAGUUCAUGAGAGGAGGUGGUGCAUCCAUGGGUGGUGGAGUCGGAGACGACGACGACAUCUUCUCCGCCUUCACGAACGGCGGCCUAGGAGGAAUGGGAGGAGGAGGCAAACCCCGCACAUCGCGAACAUCCUCCGGUUUCACUGCCGCAAGGAGACGAGAACCGGAAGUCGAAACCACAGUCGUUGAGAAACCGCUCCAACUCUCCCUCGAAGACAUCUUCGCCGGCACGACGAAGAAGCUCAAAGUCCAACGGAAAACCUACGACUCCUCAACCGGCAAACAAGCCGUCGAGGACAAAAUCCUCUCCGUCCCUGUAAAACGCGGCCUCAAAGCCGGUUCCAAGAUAAAAUAUCCCGAUAUGGGCGACCAAGUCGAAGGCGGCACUCAAGAUCUCCAUUUCAUCAUCAAAGAAAAAGACCACCCGCUCUUCACGCGAGAUGGUGACGACUUGAAACAUUUUGCUGAAAUCGAUCUGAAGGAGGCGCUGACGGGAUGGAAGAGGACGGUGAGCACGAUCGAUGGGAAACAAGUUAGUGUUUCGAGUUCCGGGCCUACGCAACCGACGUUCGAGGAGAGGUUCCCGCAGUUGGGCAUGCCGAAGAGUAAGACGCCGGAGAAGAGGGGGGAUCUGGUUGUGGGGGUGAGGAUCAAGUAUCCCGCUUCCUUGACCGCGGCGCAGAAGCAGAAACUGAGGGAGAUUUUGUAG